AUGUCGACUAUCCUCCCCCAGCCACUUCCCCUCUUCGGAAUACCUCUUUACAUGAAUUACAAUGACGGACUCACGUACGGCUACGACUGUACGCUCAACCGCUACAGCCCGCUCAGCCCUCCCCAAGUGCAAUUUAUUCAGGAAAACUAUCUGUUCGACGCACUAAAUUGCAACUUUAUCGAACCAGAACCGGUGUGGUUCAAAGACCCACAGGAACCCAUAUUUUAUCAACGAUUCGCUGCCUUCCUUCAAAAUGUGUCUCCCUUAUGUCGCAUACUGCAACCCACGACGGGACCUUCCACGAGUAGCGCACUGGCCCCGACGUCAAGGCAGAACAUCCCUGGGCCCUCGACGACGACGAGAAAGACGAAGACGCGCCGUGCGGCAGGGAAGGCGGAAAUUGUCGGUGCACCAACGGUUCCCCUGGCUCGCAGGAAGGGCCGACGGACCCCGACGCAGGACAAGGACCCCCAGGAGUGGCCGCUACUUUGCCCGAUUGCUGGAUGCCCCCAGCGUACCAGGGACAGGAGGGACAUGAAGAGACACCUAGACUCAGAGAAACACAAAGAGAAGGGUUUCUCUUGCGAACCCUAUGGCUGCAACUGCGGCCGGAGGUUCACCAGAGAUGAUGCCGUGAAGAGGCAUGUGAAGAACAAGGGCUUCAUCGUUUGA
Molecule: messenger RNA, 672 nt
Organism: Cyclocybe aegerita
Lineage: Eukaryota; Fungi; Basidiomycota; Agaricomycetes; Agaricales; Hemipholiotaceae
Source: the annotation of a GenBank genome assembly